GAGAGUCUUCUCCUGCAGCAUCUUCCAUUCGUCAGUCAUAAACCCAAGUCGGAAUCGCCUUCUUCCUCAACCACUCUCGCAUCACGCAGGGGACACCUGAGGUAGAACACAUCGACAAUGGUGAAGGCUGUAUGCGUGCUUUCCGGCAGUGAGGGUGUCAAGGGCACCAUCUUCUUCACCCAGGAGGGAGAUGGCCCGACCACCGUGACAGGAAGCGUCUCGGGACUCAAGGAAGGGCUCCACGGGUUCCAUGUGCACGCUCUUGGCGACACCACCAAUGGCUGCAUGUCAACUGGACCGCACUUCAACCCCGCUGGUCAUGUGCAUGGGGCACCAGAGGAUGAAGUCCGCCAUGCUGGUGAUCUUGGAAACGUGACAGCUGGACUUGAUGGUGUUGCUCCCAUCAAUGUUGUUGACAAGCAUAUCCCCCUUACUGGACCACAUUCAAUCAUUGGCCGUGCUGUUGUUGUCCAUGGUGAUGCUGAUGACCUUGGCAAGGGUGGACAUGAGCUUAGCAAGAGCACUGGAAACGCUGGUGCACGUGUUGCUUGCGGGAUCAUUGGGCUCCAGGGCUAGAGGCUGUCUUCACUUGUCAAUGUCGUACAGAUCUGGGCACUUUCAGAAUACAGACUUGCAUUAGCUAUUUUAAAUAAGCACCUGAUCAGUGAUUGCGGAUUAGUGUGCCUCAUUCGCGUCAUUCCAUAUGUUUGCCACUCUGAACAUUUCAUCACUUCCAUUUGCCUUUAAGUGCGUGAUCGGAACUGUUCUGUAAAGUACUUGUGGAUCUGCUGUUCUUUACUGAGACAUUAUCAUGACUAGACUAUCUAGUUUUUCAGAGA
Molecule: messenger RNA, 839 nt
Organism: Lolium rigidum
Lineage: Eukaryota; Viridiplantae; Streptophyta; Magnoliopsida; Poales; Poaceae
Product: superoxide dismutase [Cu-Zn] 4A
Exons: 8
Coding region: 118-576 (152 amino acids)
Biological process (GO): removal of superoxide radicals
Molecular function (GO): copper ion binding; superoxide dismutase activity
Source: RefSeq, a predicted model, not a curated record